Messenger RNA from Camelina sativa (false flax), 1513 nucleotides. RefSeq lists its product as uncharacterized. NCBI's taxonomy places the organism in Eukaryota, Viridiplantae, Streptophyta, Magnoliopsida, Brassicales, Brassicaceae. The record is from RefSeq and is a predicted model, not a curated record.
UGUACUCUUUCUUCUUCGUCAGCUUCUUCUAUCUUUUUCACUUUUAAUAUACGACCAAAGCACGGCAAAAAAAAUCUUCUUUCUCUCUUCGCUUCUGUGUUUUCUCUCUACUUUUAUCUCUCUCUCUCUCUCUGUGGAUCGAAAUAGCAAACUUCACGUCCACGAUUUGGUUUCCUCUUUUAAUCCGAUAAAUCUCCGGAGGUGUUCUCCGUGGUAGUCUGUUUCUAUGCCAUUUUGCCGAGAAAAUGGGAGAAGUUAAGGGAUGUUGGAAAAUAGGACGAAUGCUUCUAAAGGAUAAGUCUGCAAACUCCUACAACGUUUCUCUUCUGUUAUCUCCGGUUGUUUCUGUUUGGGAUUGUAUCGUACGUAAAAUGAGGUAUACCUACAUACCUGAGUGGGUGUAGUAUUCUUUGAGAUCGUUGUAUCCCUGGUUCAGUGAGGUUAGUUCAGUUGGUAGAAUCAUCAAAGUAAAGGGAAAGUAAGCAAGGAAAAGAAGAAGCCAGUUAACAUAUAGGAAUGUAUACUUUUUAGUUAUUAUUUUUCACGUUGGAGAGUAUCCAAAAAGCCAGGCAAACAAAUACUUGUAGCAAUCAUGGAUAACAGUAGCUCGAUGCGCAAACAAGCUCAGCCGACUGUUAGAAAAGCAAAGAAGAAGCAAGUAAAAGAUGAAGUGGACCGAAUCAAACAAGCUGAGAAGAAAAAGAGACGUCUUGAGAAAGCCAUUGCUACUUCUGCAGCUAUCAGGGCUGAGCUAGAGAAGAAGAAGCAAAUGAAGAAGGAAGGACUGCUAGAGCCAGCAGAGGCUGCAAAGAAGAAGCAGGAGAGAGACGAACUAGAGCGUAGCAAACAAGCAGAGAAGAAAACUAUACAGCUUGAGAAAUCCAUCGCUACUUCUGCAGCAAUCAGGGUUGAGCUAGCGAAGAAGAAGCUUAAAAAGCUCGAGGAACAAAAGAGAUUGGAUGAGGAAGGUGCUGCAAUCGCAGAGGCUGUCGCUCUGCACGUCUUACUUGGCGAAGAUUGUGAUGACUCAUACCGAAACAUGCUAAACCAUGAAACAAGUUUCAAACCAUGGGACUAUACUGCCAAAUUCAAUUUUUCUAGUGGUGGAAGAAACAGAUUAUUUCCUCACCAACGUUGCUCGAGCUAUGCGGUUCAACAUGGUAACAACAGACCAAGAGACAGUAGUAACUGGUUAGUCUCAUAUGAGCCUUUCGCGAGGGGAUGGGAUGGCAACAACAACAACUUGGGAAUAUCAGCUGAUUUGAUUGCUGCUCAAGCUGUGUCGUCACUACAGAUCUCUGAGAAUACUGACGUGAACGCAAUUGUCUUCAAUGAGAUGUUCAGAAGAUAACAGUGUCAUACUACCAAAGAAUACUAUUUAAAGUUUGUGUGCUGUUUUUUUUAUUUUAUUUUACUACAUAGCAAAAGAAAAUAGAAAGAAACCGUUUGUGUGAAAUUACCACCAUCUCUCUCUUUUGUUUUCUAGAGAAGUGAGUCUCAUAUGAUUGAUUUA